AUGUCAAAUUCAGAGCCCAUAUACAUGUUUAAUGUGAUUUGUGAGGCUAUGGUAGCCUUUGUGGGCCUCAUAUUCAACGGAUACAUACUUUUCGUAUUAAUCUGUUCUAAACUCACUGUAAAUAACAUACUCUUACUGUUCAUGGCUUUGGCCGACACCGCGAUCUGUCUCUUAAUACUCAUCGCCAACACUCCUAUGAGUCUAAGUCAGCACAUCCCUGUCCACGACAUAUCGGCACUCAUAGCCACCAACUCGUCGUUUGUCUACAACCAGCAGAGUAUAGACGAGUGGGUGUGCAGUGCCCAGGGUGCUCUCUGGACAGUACUCCCACUGUGCAUCAUCUGGACCAUUUGUGGUCUCAUAGUGGACAGGUAUGUGGCAAUCAUACGACCACUCAGUUACUCGCGACUCAUAAAUGUGCGAAAGACGGCAAUCAUAUUGAUGUGUAUUUGGCUGUGUUUGGUGUCAUUCCUGUUGCCGCCGCUGAUGGGGGUCUGUGACUACCGGUUCCUAUUGAGUCACAGCGGGUGUGUAGUCAUCUGUUCCCGAACUCAAGACUCAUUCUUCGAGUUCUAUUAUAUGGUCUUAUAUUUGACGGCUUUUAUAGUACCGGUAAUUGUCAUAACGGUCUGUAACGCACACAUCGCUAUCAUAGCCCACAACCACAGGCACCGCAUAGUCUCAGCCAUAUAUGAGAUCACAAUGCGAGCCCAGGCCACUGUCACCCAUCAGUCCAGUCCCAGCUAUUUAUUCAAAUAUAAGGGUCGACACGCUUUCCUGGCUGUACUGCAAUUAGUCGGAUCUCUCAUAUUCCUAACAUUCCCUUAUUAUACGAUUUAUGCCUACAAAUCGUUUGCCAACAAACCAUAUGACGACUACUGGACCUCAAUCUCAACGCUCAUCCUUUCAUUCACUCCUAUAGUCAACGGAUAUGUCUAUGGAGUGAAGAGUAAAGCUUUGAGAAAAACCUUUAAACGACUUUUACAGCGAUAUCUGUACGAACAACAGGCGUCCAUAGAGAUUGACCGCCGAUUAUCGCUGAGAUCGCAGUCAUCGCUGAGAGAGGGCUGGAAUUCACUGCUCAUAACCUCCAGUCUAUCAUCAAAUAUGCUGUACAGAAGCCAACGGCGCUUCUCAGCUCCUCUUAGCUGCUCCCCAAUCGUUGUCCUUAAAAACAAUGGCAACAAGUCUCUGAAGAGACGGCAAUCGCUCGAGAAUUUCAAUGACACUCACCUCAAGACAUACACCGACUCGAGGCAUAUGCUAACGAAGAGGCCAUCAUUCUUGGCGGAGACCCGGCUUACAAAUAAGACACCACUCAGUCCUAUACAAGAGAUAUCUCACGGAUUCAGCGAGAAUUCAAGUGUUGUCGUUAACUAUGACUGAAAAUGACUUCACUAUAAGUAUUAAAUAAUUCUG
Molecule: messenger RNA, 1419 nt
Organism: Oppiella nova
Lineage: Eukaryota; Metazoa; Arthropoda; Arachnida; Sarcoptiformes; Oppiidae
Source: the annotation of a GenBank genome assembly